AUGUCCCCUCUCAGAGGCUACAUCACAUCAUACCCACCACGCGUGCGCCAGUAUGGAAACGCGUUGCUCACGCCGGUCUACCCGGUACAGACGGGCCCGACGCCUCGGACGACAAAGCGCGGUACAACGGCAAUCAAUUAUGCCGAGGACGGUUACGAUGAUGAUGAUUUUGAUGAGAGUGACGGCCCUCGUCGGCCAACUGGGCUAAGGAGUUUGCGGCGCGAGGAGUCGACUGGUGGCAUGCUGGCUCCAUCGGAGAAGCUGGGAAAAGAAGUGCAUGCGCCUGUUGAGGUGCAAGGUGUUUUUCGCGAAUGGAUGAUCAAAAGGAUGCUGCGACCUGCGUGUGCGGAUCAACUACAAAUCCAAGCGCAGCUCCCUUUGACACUGGUUCCCAUUCGAAUCGACGUGGAAGUCGCCGCGCAUCAGCCCCUCGAGCCGUUCCCCUUCCCCCGAGGCGUCAAUGAGCAAGUUAUAAACCCUGCCCUUCCUGCCUAUCGGAGACCAGAGCCUUUGCCUCCGUUCAGAAUCAAGGACACCUUCCUGUGGAACCUCCAUGAGGCUCUAGCCACACCAGAGGAGUUUGCCAUUGGUUUUGUUCGCGAUCUUGAUCUACCCAACCCCCAGGCGACGACAAUGACCAUCAGCAAUCAGAUUCGCCAACAACUGGAGGAGUAUGCAGGCGUGGCACUGCACCCUCUAUUCCAAAGCAGUCAUUCCAUUCCUGCGCCGAGUGUACCCCCACAAGCAGAUGCUUCGCGAGAUGUAUCCAUGACUCCGGCUGCGACCAACUUUGAUACACCUGAUAACCGGGGUAACGGGGCUACAGUAACAGUCACAAAGGAGCCGUUGGUGAACGACAGUCUCUUGAACCCGGACGACGCGUACAGGUGUUUGAUCACUCUCAACAUUAAUCUUCAAAAUAAGCUCUACACAGACAAGUUUGAGUGGUCUUUGCUUCAUCCUCCUGGUAUGGCCGAGGAAUUCGCCCAGAUCACCUGCGCCGACUUGCAUCUCGGUGGAGAAUGGGUGAGCGCGAUUUCACAUGGCAUUUACGAGGCUGUCUUGAAGCUCAAGAAGGAGGUCUGCGAAAGCGGUGGUCUGAUCAAUGGUUACGGGAACGAGAUUGACAACCAAGCGGCCAACGGCGUCGAGGCUGGUUGGCGAUAUGACCCCGAGACCCUGGGUGAUAAGUGGCAACCACAGGUUGAGACUCUAUCCAAGGAGGAGAUCGAGAGGCGGGAGGGUGACCGUGAGCGUGAAAUCCGGCGUGUACGACGAGAGACUGCGCGGUUCUCCUCCACAACGGGCAUCACCCCCGAGGUUUCUCGUCAGAGUAGCGGUGGCUACUUCGAUGUUGAUAGUGAGACGCCGUUGGGUCGGGGUGAGCGAAAUAAGCGGAAGCGUCGCUUCCGUAGUCUUAGCCCAUUGGGCAGAGGCACUCCUGGUGGCCGAGGUACUCCAGAGACAGGAUCAGGGGCCGGGUAUGGUGGCGGAGGUGGCACUCUUACCGAUUGGGAACGACAAAGCUGGCGAUGCAGCAAUUGUAUGGUUUGGGGUACAGCCGUCUGGGCAGUACGAGACGGACCGGAUGGCCCUCGAACCCUUUGCCACAACUGUGGUUUCCUCUACGAGCGAGACAAGACCACUCCUGAAUGGUCAAGGGACCUCCACCGCCACGACAUUCCUGUCGGCCGAUUUACUUAG
This is a messenger RNA of Penicillium daleae, 1704 nucleotides long. Its product is annotated as putative RSC complex subunit Sfh1. Bases 1 to 1704 code for a protein of 567 amino acids. Gene Ontology annotation, cellular component: nucleus; RSC-type complex; nuclear chromosome. Lineage: Eukaryota; Fungi; Ascomycota; Eurotiomycetes; Eurotiales; Aspergillaceae. Gene Ontology annotation, molecular function: zinc ion binding; transcription coregulator activity. The transcript is spliced from 4 exons. Gene Ontology annotation, biological process: regulation of transcription by RNA polymerase II; chromatin remodeling. The record is from RefSeq and is a predicted model, not a curated record.